UACAAUGCCUAUUAAAUUAGUGUGUACUUAUCGUUCGAUUUUCUUAAAUUUUUCAAUUGAAAUUUACCUUUUACCCGAUUGGAGAACUGUUUGCAACCGCGUAACUAAAUAUUCAUCGGCAGGUUAUAGUCGAACGAAAGAUGUGUUCAAAAAUUUCUGCAGAAGUUUGGGAGAUUCGUCAACCAAUUGUGUUUGUGAUUCGGACGUAAUACCUCUUGAUUCGAAACACUCUUCGGCAAAUGGCGUCAUACCGUUAUAUAAAAAUCCCGAAGUAGAGCCCAAGAAAAUUGAGGAACCUCGUUCUAGAAAUAACAACACAAAAGCUAUCAGUGAUCUGAAGAAAUGCUUGCUUAAAAAAGCGGAGAAAAAGAUGUCGCAAAUUGUUCAUAAAGUUUCACGCGUGGAGAGUCGUUUGAACUCUCUGUUUCAAGGGGGAACGUGUUGCAGUUGUUGUAAGUGCGAACCACCUAAAGAAUCCACCGAUUCAAAUGAUCAUGUUAAUAAUAAACUCGAGGGGAAGUCCAAAUUAAUUGAAGUUGUGGAUUGUAAAUGCAAUAAGGAAAUUGAUAAUACAUCCACAGAGGUUCAAGAAGGAUCUCUACUCAGUGUUCAUUCUUCAGAACUAGAAUUAGAAGUACACGAUGAAAAUUUGGACAACAAGGAAUACACAGUUCAAGAUUUAUUUACAAAAGCUAAAGUCAGGACGCACAGAAUACAGGAUUCUGUUUGUAGUCGCCGGAAUAUUAAAUUGGACAAGUCAUAUGCGUCUUCGAAAUUAAUGAAAAGACAUAAAAAGUAUAAAGAUUCAAUAACUGAGGAACCAUACGAGGUUGUUUACAGAACAAAUAAUUCAACAGAUUUAUUUCCGAAAUCAAUAGACUUGUCAAAAUAUGCAUGUUUUUUUGUGUGAUAUUAUAAAUAAUGAAUAUAAAUAAUUUUGUCACUGUUUAA
Aethina tumida (small hive beetle) is the source of this 951-nucleotide messenger RNA. RefSeq lists its product as uncharacterized. The transcript has 5 exons. Lineage: Eukaryota; Metazoa; Arthropoda; Insecta; Coleoptera; Nitidulidae. The coding region runs from base 5 to 910 and encodes 301 amino acids. The record is from RefSeq and is a predicted model, not a curated record.